This is a messenger RNA of Lichtheimia ornata, 1152 nucleotides long. RefSeq lists its product as uncharacterized. The transcript is spliced from 7 exons. NCBI's taxonomy places the organism in Eukaryota, Fungi, Mucoromycota, Mucoromycetes, Mucorales, Lichtheimiaceae. The record is from RefSeq and is a predicted model, not a curated record. The coding region runs from base 1 to 1152 and encodes 383 amino acids. Gene Ontology annotation, biological process: nucleophagy; protein localization to phagophore assembly site; protein lipidation. Gene Ontology annotation, molecular function: protein binding; phosphatidylinositol-3-phosphate binding; phosphatidylinositol-3,5-bisphosphate binding. Gene Ontology annotation, cellular component: cytosol; phagophore assembly site membrane; extrinsic component of membrane.
AUGAUUUCACCCAACGAGCCUGAAAACGACAAAGUCUUAUUCUUCAACUUUAACCAAGACUACAGCUGUGUCUCCGUGGGAACCACAUCUGGUUACCAAAUGUACAAUUGCGAUCCCUUUGGUCAAUGCCAUUCACAAGGGAACGCUGGGACCAGUAUCGCGGAAAUGCUGUUUUCUACAUCCCUUGUAGCGUUAGUAGGUGUGGGAACGUGCCCUGAAUUCAACUCGAGGGAUCUUCACAUUAUCAAUACCAAGAAUAAUUCCUCUAUUUGCGAGCUAAAGUUUCCAGAGCCGGUGUUGGCUGUCAAGAUGAAUCGGCGUAGGAUGAUUGUGGUGCUCGAACGUCAAAUCUUCCUGUACGACAUUCGCAACAUGAAACUGCUGCACAGCUUUGAGACGGUUCCCAAUCCAAAAGGCGCCUGUGCACUUACAUCGUCACCUGAAAAUUGCUUGAUUGCGUAUCCAGCACAACCCUCCGUGGCAUCAAGCCCUUUGGCACCCUUUGGACAACCCGUAUCACCACCACCAACACCCAAACACAAUGACAUUUCAGGCGAUGUGGAGAUAUUUGAUGCCGUCAAUAUGCAACUUAUCAAGAUUAUCCCCGCUCAUAAAUCACCUAUCAGCUGCCUUGCUAUGAAUGCUGAUGCAACUCUCUUGGCAACAGCGAGUGAAAAGGGAACGGUCAUUCGCAUGUUUUCUUUACCAGAUGCCAACAAAGUGUUUGAAUUCAGACGUGGAUCGUAUCCUGCCAGUAUUUAUUCCAUUUCAUUCAAUCUUGCAAGCACGUUGCUAUGCGUAUCAAGUGACACGGAGACGGUGCAUAUUUUCAGAAUUCCUGCUUCUGAAGAGGACGCUGAUGCGGAGGAAACAAAAGCUGGCGUGGGCAACAAGUUGAGACGCUCUUCAAAACAUCUCGGUCGGAACAUCGGAUCCAUCCUGCCACACAUGAUCACCGGCAUGUGGGAACCACUACGUGAUUUUGCAUCCCUCAAACUACCUAAUACUGGUGUACGAAGCUUGGUUGCCUUGAGCAGUACUAUGCCUCAGGUGAUGCUCGUGACUUCAGAAGGAUAUCUCUACGAAUACAGCAUCGAUCUAGAAAAAGGUGGUGAAUGCAUGCUUUUGAAACAACAUAGUCUUCUCAAGUGA